This is a messenger RNA of Toxoplasma gondii ME49, 688 nucleotides long. RefSeq names its product dynein heavy chain, n-terminal region 2 protein. The annotation marks the transcript as partial. The record is from RefSeq and is a predicted model, not a curated record. Gene Ontology annotation, molecular function: dynein intermediate chain binding; minus-end-directed microtubule motor activity; dynein light intermediate chain binding. The transcript has 4 exons. Gene Ontology annotation, cellular component: dynein complex. Gene Ontology annotation, biological process: microtubule-based movement. Lineage: Eukaryota; Apicomplexa; Conoidasida; Eucoccidiorida; Sarcocystidae.
UAUUCGUAUCAAUAUAUAUAUAUAUAUAUGAGCACCGACGCUAUGAAGCCACAACACUGGCGACAUUUGAUGGAACUGCGGGGGUGCGAAUUCGAGGUCGACAGCAAGAAGUUUAAGUUGCAGAAUGUGUUCGAUUUGGAUCUCUCCAGAUUUCCAGACCAGGUUCAAAACGUUCUGCAGACUGCCCAGGAAGAAAUGAAGCUGGAGAAAGACAUCGCCAAGAUCGAAAGCCACUGGCGCGCACAGACGCUCGACAUGUGCCGGUACAAGACCGAAGAACAGAGUUUCGUGCUCAGAGCAAACGAAGAGUUGCACGUCACGCUCGAAGAUCACAUUCUUCAACUCCAGUCGAUGGUGGGCUCUCGGUUCGCUUCCGUUGUGAUUGAGAAAAUCAGAAAGUGGGAGAAAACGCUCAACAACAUCCGCGAGGUCUUCGAGGCGUGGCUGCAGGUACGCUCCGGCUCAAAGAAGAAAAACGGAGGAAAACAAGGACACAACACUCUCGUCUCUGCUAGAAAAGACAGGGCGAGAGCCGACCGGCGCGACCAUCCAAGCUCUAAAUGUUGUGUCCAUGCAUCGAUCGAUUCUGCACGCGUUUUGGGGCGCCUGGAAAAAGUCUGUCUCUACUUUGCCUUCAUCUGCGCGCGAUUUCAUGGAGGCGUGUACCACGCUCUUGAACUCUCACCCA